AUGGAAAGCUUGAGCAUAGAAAAGAACAGCACCCCCUUCGGGAGGUCUGAAUACAGGACGUUCAACUCUGAGCUAAAUUAUACGCUGAUGGAUUCCUCAUUAAACCAUUCUUCAAUAUUAGAUAAUUCUAUGAAAAUAGAAAAAGAUAGUAGAGAUAAGAGAUUACAGAAAUUAAAUGAGAAUAUUGUUAGUGAAUAUGAGUCUGGAAGACAAAGUGUUGUUUUUACUCAACAGAAAUAUAAACAAUUAUUAGAAGGUUUUUUAUUAUUUGUACAAACAAAUAAAUAUAUACAUCAAAAGAUUACAGAAUUAAGAACCGAAGCUAUUGAUGAAUAUAACAGAAUGCAAAAUAAAAACAUACCAAAUAUCAUAAUACAUCAAAGACUUAUAUGUAAUAUUAAUAAUUUCCAAACAGGAAAUGAACAAUUUGAAUUAUUAGCAAAAUGCCUAAUUAAAGAACCUUAUUUAGCUUUACCAGCGUACCAAGCUGCCAUAAAAGAAUUAUGGAAAUCUGAAGAUAGUAAAGUAGAUAUCGAUCCUCCUAAAAUUGGUAUAUGUGGAUGGUUAGGUAGACAUCAUGUAACACCCAGAGGUUUACAAAGUUCAAUGAUAAAUAAAUUAGUAGCUGUUGAAGGUGUUGUCAAUAAAUGUUCUACUGUUCAACCGAAAUUAGUACAAUCCGUUUAUAUAGGUGAAGCUAUUCAUGAUAUUAAUGCAGAUGCAAAAACUAGCGAGAAAACUGUACAUCUAAGACCUCAUUAUGAUAUAACUGAUUUUGAUAAAACAGCCAAAGAUUCUGGUAGACCUCCGGCAUCAGAUCCUGAAGGAAGAAUUAUGCAUAAACAUGAAAUUGGAUUAUGUAAAUAUAAAAAUCAUCAAAAAUUUGUUAUUCAAGAAACUCCAGAAGAUGCCCCAACCGGACAAAUGCCUAGAUGGGUUGAAGUCAUUGUAGAAGAUGAUUUAUGUGAUAUUGUUAAAUGUGGUGAUCGUGUAAGAGUAUGGGGUGUAUAUCGAGCAAAUUGUGGACAAGCUAAUAGCACAAAUAGUGGAUUAGGUCGCUCUUUUUUAAUAGCAAAUAAUGUAUUAGUAAAAAAUAAAGAAACAUACGAUUCUAAUUUAUGUAUAUCCGAAGCAGAUAAAAAAAAUUUCCAUGCAUUUGCAAAAAAAGAUAAUACUAUUGAUGUAUUAGGUUAUUCAUUUGCUCCUUCUAUAUGUGGUCAAGAUAUUGUAAAGAAGGCUAUUGUAUUAAUGUUAGCUGGAGGAACUGAACGUGCUUUACCUUCUCAUCAUAUUAGAGGUGAUAUACAUAUUAUGCUUGUAGGAGAUCCAAGUUGUGGAAAAUCACAACUUUUGCGUUAUGUAAUGAGUAUCAUGCCAGGUACCGUUUCGGCUACUGGAAGAGGAUCCUCGGGAGUUGGUUUAACAGCUGCCAUUGUUACCGAUCAAGAUACAGGAGAACGUGUAGUUGAAGGAGGAGCUAUGGUUAUGGGAGAUAGACGUGUUGUAUGUAUCGAUGAAUUUGAUAAAAUGCAACCAACAGAUAGAGUUGCUAUACAUGAAGUUAUGGAACAACAAACUGUUACCGUAGCUAAGGCAGGUAUACACACUACAUUAAAUGCAAGAUGUACUGUGCUGGCAGCUGCUAAUCCUUUAUACGGUUGUUGGAAUGAUGCUCUAGAUAUGGGGCAACAAUUACAAUUUGAACCUUCCCUACUUUCUCGUUUUGAUUUAAUUUUCUUAGUAAGAGAUAGUGCUACCGAACAAGACGAUGAAAGAAUAGCUGAAUCAGUUUUAAGAAAUGUUACUGAAAAAGCUAAACCUAUUAUGAAUGAAAGUAGAAAUAAUCAAAAAAAUUUUGUUAUACAAGCAGAUAGUUAUGAUAUUAAUCCAAAAGCACAACACAUAAGUAUAUACAAUGAAAGAGACAUAAAUCAAAAUAAUGAUAGUAAUAAUAUGCAAGAAAAUGAAGAAUAUGAAACUCCAAUAUUUGCUAAUAGAGAUGAAAUGAUUUAUUAUGAUAAAAAUGGUGUGGAACAUGAAAUUCUGACAGUUCCUUUUUUUAAAAAAUAUUUACAUUAUGUUAAAAAUAUAUUCUAUCAUGAGAAACAAAGAACAGAUGGAUGGAAGCCUUAUCCAGAAGUUAGUGAUGAAGCUUGUGAAGUUAUUACAGAAUUAUAUGCUGAUUUAAGGGAAAGAGCAUCCAAGUAUUCGCACAACAAACUUAUACAAGGAGUAACACCAAGAACAUUAGAAGCAAUCAUACGUAUAGCUUCAUCUCAUGCAAAACUAAAACUAAAUAGAUAUGUAACUAGUGUAGAUGUUAAUUAUGCUAAAAAAUUAUUAAUGUAUACUUUAUUUGGGGAAGAAAUUAUUGAUUCCAAUGAAGAAGAAGAUGAAGAAGAAGACGAAUUAGAAGAAGACGAAUUAGACGAGGACGAUGAUGAUGAAGAAGAAAAAUUAAAAAAGAAAAGGAGACAAAGACAAAAAAGAGCAUCUAGAAAAAGAUCUGGCGAAAAGAAAGAUUUAGCAAGUAAUAAAAAGAAAAAGAAGAAAUCUGAACAAGUAGAUGAAAAUGGAAAUGAAAAUUAUAUGAUUGAUGAUCUUCCAAGUAAUAAAAGUAAUGAUACAUUAGAUAUUAAGGAAAUUGAGAGAUUAAUUGUUGAAAAUGUUACAUUGAAUGACCCAGGGGAUGGAUUAAAGGAUGUGGAGUUACUAGAUUUGAUUAUACUCGGCAACAAAGAUAAAAUGCCCGAACUGUCCAAACUUGAUAUUAACCAACUACGUCAAAUAAUAAAUUCAUUAAACGAUAUGGAUGGAGCACCAAUUUAUUAUGUAAAGAAGGAUAAAAUAGUUUAUAAAUGUUAA
Molecule: messenger RNA, 2865 nt
Organism: Plasmodium reichenowi
Lineage: Eukaryota; Apicomplexa; Aconoidasida; Haemosporida; Plasmodiidae
Product: DNA replication licensing factor MCM3, putative
Exons: 2
Coding region: 1-2865 (954 amino acids)
Biological process (GO): mitotic DNA replication initiation; DNA strand elongation involved in DNA replication; double-strand break repair via break-induced replication
Cellular component (GO): nucleus; MCM complex
Molecular function (GO): ATP binding; ATP hydrolysis activity; single-stranded DNA helicase activity
Source: RefSeq, a predicted model, not a curated record